Molecule: messenger RNA, 891 nt
Organism: Ricinus communis (castor bean)
Lineage: Eukaryota; Viridiplantae; Streptophyta; Magnoliopsida; Malpighiales; Euphorbiaceae
Product: ras-related protein RABA2a
Exons: 2
Coding region: 84-731 (215 amino acids)
Cellular component (GO): endosome
Molecular function (GO): GTP binding; GTPase activity
Source: RefSeq, a predicted model, not a curated record
AAAAAUCAAGUCCUCUUCUCACUGUUGCCGUCCAUCUUUUUUCUUCUUCUUUUCUCUGCCUUUCUUAAAAGAAAACCAAAGAAAUGGCGAGGAGACCGGACGAGGAAUACGAUUACCUAUUUAAAGUAGUACUAAUCGGCGAUUCAGGCGUUGGUAAAUCUAACCUUCUUUCCCGAUUUACUCGGAACGAAUUCUGUUUGGAGUCUAAAUCCACCAUUGGCGUCGAAUUCGCUACUCGUACUCUUCAAGUCGAGGGAAGGACUGUCAAAGCCCAAAUAUGGGACACAGCUGGGCAGGAGCGAUAUAGAGCAAUAACUAGUGCCUAUUAUAGAGGUGCCCUUGGAGCUCUUCUAGUGUAUGAUGUUACAAAACCAACAACAUUUGAAAAUGUCAGCCGUUGGCUGAAGGAGCUGAGGGACCAUGCAGACGCCAAUAUUGUAAUCAUGCUAAUUGGGAACAAAACUGAUCUGAAACAUCUACGAGCAGUAGCCACUGAGGAUGCUCAAGGUUAUGCAGAGAGAGAAGGACUUUCAUUUAUUGAAACAUCUGCUCUUGAAGCAACAAAUGUUGAGAAGGCUUUUCAGACGAUUCUCUCAGAGAUUUACCGCAUAAUUAGUAAGAAGUCGCUCACAUCAGAGGAACCAGCACCUGCCAACAUUAAAGAAGGGAAGAUGAUUGUGGUUGGAGGAUCAGAAGCAAACACCAAGAAGCCUUGCUGCUCUUCAUCCUAAAGAUUUGUAUCUAAGCUAAAUUUUCACCCUAUUGCAUUUCCUGUUUUCCCCUGUGGGUUUAUUGCCUCAGCUCCUUUUUGCAAUUCCUUUGCGUCUGAAUUAUGUUGGUGAAUUAUUUAUUAUUUACAUGAGAUAUCCUACAGCCUUUUAUAUUUUUGAA